This is a messenger RNA of Humulus lupulus (European hop), 1092 nucleotides long. Its product is annotated as endo-1,3;1,4-beta-D-glucanase-like. The transcript has 7 exons. The record is from RefSeq and is a predicted model, not a curated record. Gene Ontology annotation, molecular function: hydrolase activity. Bases 141 to 857 code for a protein of 238 amino acids. Lineage: Eukaryota; Viridiplantae; Streptophyta; Magnoliopsida; Rosales; Cannabaceae.
CUUGACUACAUUCAAUAUGAAAACCCAAACAAGUUUAGUAUUGAUUGUUUAACUCAAGCUAGUUUUAUAUUAUGCUAUAACAUAUGAAUAUAUGCACAUACAUAUAUAUUUGACAAGAGACAAAGGAUACCCCAAAAUAAAUGGCAGGAUCCCAGUGCUGUUCUAAUCCACCAACUCUGAACCCACACGGUGGAGCAGGCACCGUUGAACUACUAGGAGGCCUCAAAACCUACAUCUCUGCCUCUUCCAACUCCAAACAUGCUGUUCUUCUCAUAUCUGACAUUUUUGGAUAUGAAGCCCCAAACAUAAGGAUGGUGGCAGACAAGGUGGCAGCUGCUGGAUUCUAUGUCGCUGUCCCUAACUUCUUCUACGAUGAUCCUUUUGUAUAUGACAACAAGCCUCUACAAGUUUGGUUAAAAGAUCAUGGAACAGAUAAGGGAUUGGAAGAUGCAAAACCAGUAGUUGAAGCCCUUAAAGCCAAAGGUUUUUCUUCAAUUGGGGCAGCUGGCUUCUGUUGGGGUGCCAAGGUUGUCACUGGACUAUCAAAAUCAAAAUCAUUUAUUUCUGCUGCAGUGCUAUUACAUCCUUCCUUUGUCUCUUUGGAUAAUAUUAAAGAAGUUAAUGUUCCCAUUGCAAUUUUGGGUGCUGAGAUUGAUGAUUAUGGCCCACCUACCCUCUUGAAACAGUUUGAGGAGAUCUUAGUUGCUAAACCUGAGGUCGAUUGCCAUGUGGAGAUAUUUCCAAAUGUUGAACAUGGUUGGGCAGUGAGGUACAAUGCGGAUGAUCAGGUGGCUGCAAAUUCUGCAAAUGAGGCCCAUAAGAAGAUGUUGGACUGGUUCUCUAAGUAUGUCAAGUAGAUCAUUUUAAACUUGAGAAAUGUAAAAUAAACUUUCUUUUGUACUCUUUUAAAUCAAUGAAUGACAUCUGGAUUCCAUUAAUGAUUUAAAAAAAUAUUAAAAUAUAAAAAAUUGAAUAAUAUCCACAUGUCAUCCAUAGAUGAAGAAGAGUGUAAAAGAGAGUAAAAUAGAAUGUUUCCUUAGCACUCUUUUUAAACUUUUGAAGGAAAAAAUAAAGGUGUUAUGUUUGAAUUCA